This is a messenger RNA of Nothobranchius furzeri (turquoise killifish), 2408 nucleotides long. Lineage: Eukaryota; Metazoa; Chordata; Actinopteri; Cyprinodontiformes; Nothobranchiidae. The record is from RefSeq and is a predicted model, not a curated record.
UUGUGGUGUGUGAGGAGAACAUGUGAGGCUCUGCAGUAAAAACGUCUUCACUUCAGUCUCUGGGAGAGUUGAUCAGCUAAAGCGACUAACUGCUGCUUCUGCAGAAAUCUUCUCACCAGGCUGUGGAAACUUUCUUCUCCUCCUCAACAACUUGGUGGAGUUCUUUCCAAAAGCAGAGAAGAUAUUCUGCGGUCUUCGUGACAAUCGGAGCUCCAAAAGCAGGUGAUGGAUUGAAGAGGUUCCCUCUAUCAGACUCGCUCAUCUGAGUUGGUCAUGAUGCAGGAUCGCUGCUCGCUCUCUCAUCCAUCCUGCUCACACUCUCCGACGGAAAAGCCCCGAAUCUGAAUGAGACUCUGGAGGAAAAAACGGUUAGCUCUACUCUGUGAACUCUGCUGUUAGCUAAACACGGCUAAAGAAAACCUGCUACCACUUCAGGAUCAUCCAUCAGCAUGGACACAGUUUCUAUAAAGAGUGAGGAUGAAGAGAAACCUCUGAUGUCACACCUUCAUCAGCAGCAACUAGACAACAGAGGUGUUCCAACCAGCAGCUCAGCUGACCAGAUGACAGCAGGAAGUAGCAGGAACCCAGAUCUGAACCAUCAUGAACAGCCAUCUGGUUCAUCUGAGACUGCAGUUUCUAUAAAGAGUGAGGAUGAAGAGAAACCUCUGAUGUCACACCUUCAUCAGCAGCAACUAGACAACAGAGGUGUUCCAACCAGCAGCUCAGCUGACCAGAUGACAGCAGGAAGUAGCAGGAACCCAGAUCUGAACCAUCAUGAACAGCCAUCUGGUUCAUCUGAGACUGCAGUUUCUAUAAAGAGUGAGGAAGAUGAAGACAAACCACUGUUCUCACAACUUCAUCAGCAGCAAUUAGAAGACAGAGAUGUUCCAACUAGCAGCUCAACUGAGCAGAUGGCGGCAAAAACCGAUGGAGGAGCAGAAACUGGCAUGAACCCAGAUCUGAACCUUCAUGAACAGAUAUCCGAUUCAUCAGAGACUGAAGUCAGUGGAGAUGAUGAAGAGGAUGAUGGUGUGAACCUAGACUCUUUCCUGUUAGACGCUGGGCCUGAAACUGGAGACGAAGAUAUUGGCUGGAAUAAGAGCAGGUCUUCUGAGUCAGAUGUUAAGGAUGUCAACAGACCCUUUAGCUGCCCUGAAUGUGGUAAACUAUUUCUCCACAAGUGGUCUCUCCAGAAACACGUGAGACUGACAAAUCAUUCAGCAAGAAGGUCUUUAGGAUGUUUGGUUAAGAAAAAGUGUGUUACAGUGAAGCAACAUGUAGACUCAUGCAGAAAAGUCCAGAUAGAAAUAAUGAGAGUCCACACAGGACAGAAGCCUUUUGCCUGUGAGCUCUGUGGUAAAAAAUAUAACCGUAAGACACAUUUAAGCAGUCACAUGAGAGUCCACACAGGACAAAAGCCUUUUGCCUGUGAGCUCUGUGGUAAAAAAUUUACCCAUGAGGCAAAUUCAAACAGUCACAAAGCAGUCCACACAGGACUAAAGCCUUUUACCUGUGAGCUCUGUGGUUUAAAAUUUACCUGGAAGGCAACUUUAAGCAAGCACAUGAAAAUUCACACAGGACUAAAACCUUUUACUUGUGAGCUCUGUGAUUUAAGAUUUACCCAGAAGACAACUUUAAACAAUCACAUGAAAGUUCACACAGGACUAAAGCCUUUUACCUGUGAGCUCUGUGGUUUAAGAUUGACCCGGAAGACAACUUUAAACGAUCACAUGAAAGUCCACACAGGACUAAAGCCUUUUGCCUGUGAGCUCUGUGGAAAAAAAUUUGCCAGAAAGGACAAUUUAAACAGUCACAUGAGAGUCCACACAGGACAGAAGCCUUUUGCCUGCGAGCUUUGUGAAAAAAGAUUUAGCAGUAAGACACAUUUAAACAUUCACAUGAGAGUCCAUACAGGACAAAUGCCUUUUACCUGUGAAAUCUGUGGUCAAAAUUAUCGACAUAUGGAAACUUUAAAAAGUCACUUGAGAGUCCACACAGGACAGAAGCCUUUUGCCUGUGAGCUCUGUGGAAAAAAGUUUGCCAAAAAGGUCUAUUUAAACAGUCACAUGACUGUCCACACAGGAGAAAAGCCUUUUGCCUGUGUGCCCUGUGGAAAAAGAUUUACCCAGAAGACAACUUUAAACAAUCACAUGAGAGUCCACACAGGACAGAAGCCUUUUACCUGUGAGCUCUGUGGUUUAAGAUUGACCCAGAAGACAGCUUUAAACAAUCACAUGAAAGUCCACACAGGACAGAAGCCUUUUGCCUGUGAAAUCUUUGGUUGAAAUUUUCGACAUAAGGGAGCUUUAAACAGUCACAUGACUGUCCACACAGGAGAAAAGCAUUUUGCCUGUGUGCCCUGUGGAAAAAGAUUUACCCGUAAGACAACUUUAAACAAUCACAUGAGA